Molecule: messenger RNA, 2591 nt
Organism: Gracilinanus agilis (Agile Gracile Mouse Opossum)
Lineage: Eukaryota; Metazoa; Chordata; Mammalia; Didelphimorphia; Didelphidae
Gene: SPRED1
Product: sprouty related EVH1 domain containing 1
Exons: 7
Coding region: 204-1550 (448 amino acids)
Biological process (GO): multicellular organism development; negative regulation of MAPK cascade
Cellular component (GO): membrane
Molecular function (GO): protein kinase binding
Source: RefSeq, a predicted model, not a curated record
GGAAGAGGGGGGGACCGCUCCGGGGGAGGUGUCCACCAUGGUGAGGUCCCUGACCCGCUCCUCCCGCGCCCCCCCGGCCGCCACUGCCUCCGGCCCCUCGGUGCUGCCGCCGCCACCGCUGCUGCUGCUCCGCCUCCUGCCGCCGCCGUUGCCGCUGCUGCUGCUACUCCUCCAUCUCCAGAUCAGAACACGGUGAGGGAAAAAUGAGCGAGGAGACGGCGACUUCUGACCACGAUAAUAGUUAUGCACGAGUGCGAGCUGUGGUGAUGACCCGAGAUGACUCAAGUGGUGGAUGGUUACCACUCGGAGGGGGUGGACUAAGCUCCGUCACUGUCUUUAAAGUCCCUCAUCAGGAAGAGAAUGGCAGCUGGGCUGACUUUAUUAUUCAUGGAGAGCGACUCAGGGACAAAACGGUGGUUUUAGAAUGUAUGCUAAAGAAGGACCUCAUUUACAACAAGGUCACACCAACCUUUCAUCACUGGAAGAUUGAUGACAAGAAGUUUGGCCUUACUUUUCAAAGUCCUGCUGAUGCAAGAGCUUUUGACAGAGGCAUUCGAAGAGCUAUAGAAGAUAUUUCUCAAGACUCUCUUACAUCCCAGAAUGAAGUUGAAGCACCUGAAGAUAGUUUCCCAGUAACAGAAGAUGAUGCUUCCGGUUCUCUGGCAAAAGAUCACUUUUUCCAGCCAGAAACUGUUGUUACCAAUGAGCCCUAUAGAAGUUCAACCAUAAGGCCCUCCCCAUUUGAAGAUUUGAAUUCCAGAAGAGUGUUCUUGCAAAGCCAAGCUAAUCAAGUAACAUUCAGCCAGCCAGAUUUGGACACUUCCCUUCAAGGCAGAUCUGGGGAUUAUGUACAUCGGCAGGUUUCAAAGGAAUGUGGAAGUCAGAAAUCCCAAAAUCGGGUACCUUUGAAAUCAAUCAGGCAUGUCAGUUUUCAAGAUGAAGAUGAAAUUGUCAGAAUAAAUCCUCGUGAUAUUUUAAUACGUCGUUAUGCAGACUACAGGCAUCCUGACAUGUGGAAAAAUGACUUGGAGAGAGAUGACACUGACUCUAAUAUUGAGUUUUCAAAAUCAGAGAGUAAAAAGCCUGACUAUAUGUACUCUUGUGGGGAUGGGACUAAGUUAAAUGCACUCAAAGACUCUGUGGUAUUUAAGACACAGCCUUCCUCAUUAAAAUUUAAGAAGUCAAAAAGAAGAAAAGAAGAUGGUGAGCGUUCUCGCUGCAUAUACUGCCAAGAGAGAUUUAAUCAUGAAGAAAAUGGCAGGGGAAAGUGUCAGGACGCUCCAGAUCCUAUUAAGAGAUGCAUAUACCAAGUUAGCUGCAUGCUCUGCGCAGAAAGCAUGUUGUAUCACUGUAUGUCAGACUCAGAGGGAGACUUUUCUGACCCCUGUUCAUGUGACACCAGCGAUGACAAAUUUUGCUUGCGGUGGUUGGCCCUGGUGGCGCUGUCUUUCAUUGCGCCAUGCAUGUGCUGCUAUGUUCCCUUGCGAAUGUGUCAUCGCUGUGGCGAGGCUUGUGGGUGCUGCGGAGGAAAACACAAAGCUGCCGGAUGAAACCGGCUGGUGCCAAAAUGAGUCUGAAGUCUUUGUUUCCAGGAAUUAGCUAACUUGGAUUUGUGGAGGCUUUUGGCAAGCGGCGUGGCAUCUGGCCUGGCGUCACAGGGGGCCAACCAUGGAAGAAGCCGCAGAACUCAGUCAGUUCUUGCCAUUUCACAGAUGCUAGAAGCCAUGUUGGACUGUUUCCCUCAAGUGCAUGGCACAUUUUGUUGAAAGUUGUAAAGGAUUAUUUGAGGAAGGAAGCCAUUUCUGGCUAUUGGCUAUAUAAGGGUGCAAACUCUGAUCCAACUAAAAAGGGAUGAAUUUGGCAUUUUUGUACAUUUAUGGCUUAGGUGAUGGGGAGGGAUCUUCAAAAAGAACUGAAUGCAUCUGACACAUAAUUAAACAAAAAGUGCACUAGUGACAGUUGAUUUCAAACUAAGAAAAGUUAACACUUCGCAUAUAUCAGAAAUGAAACUGAAGUACAACUAAAUCAUUUAUUAGUUGUUUUUUGGAAGCAGUUUUAUGUAUAAAUAACAAAUGUUUAUAUUUAACUAAGUAUAAGGUACGAAUUAUUACAUAAUAAACUUUUCUUCCCCUUCCAAUUUCCAUAGUAGAUAUACUUGUAUCUACUGUCACAUUCCAUAUUUCGAAUAUUUAAAUCAUCUAGUUAGUUGCAUUUUUAUUCCAUGUGAAUGAAUGGAUAUUUUCAUCGUCAUUUCCCUCCAACCGCAGUUUGUAUUGAGUUAUAUCUGUACAUUCUGGUGAUCUAAAACCUUUAAUAGUCUUGAGUGACCAAUUUUUUUUAAGCACAGAUGUAAUUGUCUGAUGUUCUGAUGGGAACAUAACACUUAUUUUUUUACAUAUAUAAAAGACUGAUUAAACAUUAUCAGAAAAAAAGUGAGGUUUUGUGUUUUCAACCAGCAAGUUGUUUUCUUUUGGGGUUUCCUCCUCUAAAAUAUUUUAAUUGCAUUUACAAAUGUUUAGCAAGUUAAAUGAUAUAACCAAAUAGUUACAAUAAAAUGUUCUUUUGAGGCCUCCAUCUAUCAUUCUGCCAAA